CAUUAUUGUUCUUCAAUCAUGCAUAAUCUUUCUCUCCCUCUUGCUCUCCUAGUCUUUCUAUCAAUUUCGUCCAAUAUAAACGCUAAGCUCCCAAAAGGUUUCAGCAUUGACCUCAUUCAUCGUGACUCACCAUUAUCACCCCUUUACAACUCUUCCAUGACCCAGUCGCAACUCGUCCAAAACGCUGCGUUGCGUUCCAUGGCUCGAGUGAAUCGUUUUCGCCAACCUUCCCACAAUAUAGCCGAAAUAAGUGAGCUGGCUCAAACUGAUAUAAUUCCAAACUAUGGAAACUACCUCAUGAAGAUCUUCAUUGGAACCCCACCUGUAGAGAGAUGGAGUAUUGCAGACACAGGAAGCGAUCUCAUUUGGGUUCAAUGCUCACCUUGUCCCAAAUGCUACCAUCAAGAUGUCUCCUUGUUUGAUCCAACAAAAUCUUCCACCUACAAGUCUGAGACUUGUGGCUCAAGAAACUGUGCUCUUCUCCCUCAGGGCCAACAUAAAUGCGGAAACUCGAGUCAGUGUUUGUACCUUUAUUUAUAUGGAGAUCGGUCUUACACGGUGGGAUAUUUGGCUACAGAAUCAAUUAAUUUUGGUACUAGUGAUGGCCAAUCUGUUGCGUUCCCUAAGUCUGUAUUUGGAUGUGGGCAUUACGAUGAUGGGACGUUCAAUAGCCACGUGGCAGGACUUGUUGGACUAGGUAAUGGUCCUUUGUCCUUAGUUUCACAACUUGGUCAUCAGAUUGGUCGCAAAUUCUCGUACUGUUUGCCUCCUUUAGAUGUGAAGGCCCCGACUAAGUUGAGAUUUGGAGAAGAAGCCACCAUAUCAGCAAAUGGAGUUGUGUCCACUCCCAUGAUCACCAACCCUAAUAAUCCGACCAUUUACUACCUCACUCUUGAAGGUAUCACCGUUGGACAACAAAAACUGGAGAUUGAUCAAAGCAAUAGAAACAUAGUGAUUGAUUCAGGGACGACUUUGACACUUCUUCCAUCAAGCAUUUAUGAGCAGGUUGAAGCAUUGAUGAAGAAAGCCAUUGGAGCCGACCAAUGGAUAGUUCAAAACUCAAAACUUAACUUGUGUUACAAAAAUGCUAACUCUAUCAAAAAUUUUCCAAACUUCGAGGUUCAUUUUACAGGAGCAAACAUUUCCUUAAAACCACAGAACUUGUUCCUUCUCGUGACCAACGAUGUGAUCUGCUUUGCCAUGUCUCCCACAAAUGAAAAUUCCAUUUACGGAAACGUGGCUCAGAUUGACUUUGACGUGGAGUAUGAUCUUGAUCAGAGAAAAAUUUCUUUUGCACCCGUGGAUUGUACUAAACAAUAGAGACCUGAAGUAAUUGCAGUACAAUCAAUCAUAUAUUUAAUGAAUAAUAUGUACUUGCUGAGAUGCAGCAGCUCGAAUGGAUUAUAAGCAUUGUAAACCCUAGUUUUUCUCAGCUACACACGCGCGCACCUUUGUAUAAGUUGUGUUUUUGGACGUGUCUGAAUGGAUAUAUA
This is a messenger RNA of Prosopis cineraria, 1493 nucleotides long. Its product is annotated as aspartic proteinase CDR1-like. Bases 19 to 1320 code for a protein of 433 amino acids. Gene Ontology annotation, cellular component: extracellular region. Gene Ontology annotation, molecular function: aspartic-type endopeptidase activity. Gene Ontology annotation, biological process: proteolysis. The record is from RefSeq and is a predicted model, not a curated record. Lineage: Eukaryota; Viridiplantae; Streptophyta; Magnoliopsida; Fabales; Fabaceae. The transcript is spliced from 2 exons.